Messenger RNA from Coffea eugenioides, 925 nucleotides. RefSeq names its product ADP-ribosylation factor-like protein 5. The coding region runs from base 132 to 692 and encodes 186 amino acids. Gene Ontology annotation, molecular function: GTP binding; GTPase activity. NCBI's taxonomy places the organism in Eukaryota, Viridiplantae, Streptophyta, Magnoliopsida, Gentianales, Rubiaceae. The record is from RefSeq and is a predicted model, not a curated record. The transcript has 3 exons. Gene Ontology annotation, cellular component: cytoplasm; trans-Golgi network. Gene Ontology annotation, biological process: vesicle-mediated transport; protein localization to Golgi membrane; intracellular protein transport.
CUUUGAUUAGGCGUUGAAGGAACAACGAUCCUACCCGAUCUCGAGAUAAUUCCCCAGAGAACCUCUUUCGAUUUCCCCGGCUCCGAUUUAGGGUCUCUUUCAGUUAAAUUUCUCAAUUGGAAAGGUGAAGGAUGGGAGCAUUUUUGUCUAGGUUUUGGUUUAUGCUGUUUCCGGCGAAGGAGUACAAGAUUGUGGUGGUUGGAUUGGAUAACGCCGGCAAAACGACAACGCUUUACAAGUUGCAUUUGGGGGAGGUGGUUACUACUCAUCCUACAGUCGGCAGCAACGUCGAAGAACUUGUUUAUAAAAAUAUAAGAUUUGAGGUUUGGGAUCUAGGCGGUCAAGAUCGGCUUAGGACGUCAUGGGCUACCUACUACCGUGGAACUCACGCUGUGAUUGUAGUAAUUGACAGCACUGAUAGAGCCAGGAUUUCCAUAAUGAAGGAUGAACUCUUCAGGCUGCUCCCGCAUGAGGAUUUACAAAGUGCAGUUAUCCUCGUCUUCGCAAAUAAACAGGACCUCAAGGAUGCCAUGAGUCCUGCUGAGAUAACUGAUGCGCUUUCCCUUCAUAGCAUAAAAGAUCAUGAUUGGCACAUCCAAGCUUGCUGUGCCCUUACUGGUGAAGGUUUGUAUGAUGGUUUGGGUUGGGUAGCACAACGGGUUAGUGGAAAGGCUCCAAGCUUGGAGAGUUGAUAUAAAGAAUAUUAAAGUUCAUGUGUAGAAGUCCUCGCUCCUGUGGUUGGAAUACGUUGUUUUUAUUGGUUUCCCUGCACUUGCAGAUUGAGUUCUCCUGUGCGUGGAAAAAGAAAAGGGAAAAACCAGAGCUGUAUGUUGUACCUUUCAUUUCAUUUUCUCCUGAGUGAAUAUUUGGCAAGUUUGAUUGCUAAAAAAUAUGUUUUAAUCCUAGUCCUCUGUGCUCCUGUUGA